AUUUCCUUUGAUGAUUUUAAAAUUUAUUUAAAUAAUGCUGAAUCCCAAAUUUCCUCUGCAUUCACCAAAAUGGAUACUGAUAACGAUGGAAAACUAAACAAAUUCGAUAUCCAAUCUUAUUUACACAAGACUUUAAAUAUCAAUGCCAAUGAUAAAAUUAUUAACCAAUUUUACCAAAAGUUAGACAAAGAUAACCAUGGUUAUAUCACUUAUAAUCAAUGGAGAGAUUUUCUUUUGUUUAUGCCCAGAAAUUACGGCUCAAGAUUGAAAACUGCUUUUCAUUAUUUCAAUGAAGACAUAGAUUUAUCAUCUGAAGGUGAUAUGACCCUCAUCAAUGACUUUAUAAGAGGGUUUGGCUACUUUUUAGCUGGUGGUAUGGCUGGCGUCGUUUCCAGAACCUGCACUGCUCCAUUUGAUAGAUUGAAAGUUUUCUUAAUCGCCAGAACAGAUUUGUCCUCAACAAUAAUACACUCCAAAGAAGAAAUAGCUAAAACAGGCAAAAACCAUCCUCCAAUCGAUAAAAUCAAAUCUCCUCUUGUUAAAGCUGCAACUUCCAUCUAUAGACAAGGCGGUUUGAGAGGUUUUUAUGUUGGAAAUGGCCUAAACGUCUUAAAAGUCUUUCCUGAAGCUGCAAUGAAAUUCGGUUCAUUUGAAGCUACAAAACGUUUUUUAGCAAAAAUCGAAGGUGUAAAAGACACCUCUCACUUAUCAAGAGUCUCAACCUAUUUGGCUGGUGGAAUUGGUGGUGUAGUAUCCCAAUUCGCUGUUUACCCAAUUGAUACUCUCAAAUACAGAGUUCAAUGUGCUAAAUUGGACACUGAACUCAAGGGCUUCCAACUAUUAACUGCAACUGCUAAAGAAAUGUACUCCCAAGGAGGUUUGAAAUUGUUUUAUAGAGGUGUUAUUGUUGGAGUCGCCGGUAUUUUCCCUUAUGCUGCUAUUGAUUUAGGCACUUUUUCUUCACUUAAGAAAUAUAUGAUACUGAGAGAAGCAAUAAAACUAAACAUUCCAGAAGAAGAUGUAAAAUUAAGUAAUCUUAUCGUAUUACCUAUGGGGGCCUUUUCUGGUACUGUAGGUGCAACUUUUGUUUAUCCUGUAAAUUUAUUAAGAACAAGAUUACAAGCCCAAGGAACUUUUGCUCAUCCUUAUAAAUAUACUGGUAUAGGUGAUGUUUUUGUUCAAACAAUAAAGAGAGAAGGUUAUGCUGGUCUAUUCAAAGGUUUAGUGCCCAACUUAGCUAAAGUCUGUCCAGCUGUAAGUAUAAGUUAUUUAGUAUAUGAAAAUAUGAAAGGAAUAAUGGAUUUAACAUAAAAAUAUCAAAUCUUUACCCAUUUUCUUUCUUUCUUUCUUUCUUUCUUUCUUUCUUUCUUUCUUUCUUUCUUUCUUUUUCUUUGCUAUACCCAAUCAAUCUUUAUAGUCUUUAAUAUCAUCAUUUCAUAGAAUGAGUUGUUUUUUUUUGUUUUUUUUAUCAAUUCCUAUUUUAUUUUCCUUACCAAUAUUCAAUUUCCAUACUAUAAUUAUAUGCAUUUUAUUUUUUCAAUUUGCUUUUGACAUUUCCUCAUUGUUUAUUAAAAAUUCUAUCCUAAAUACUUUCAAUCAUAAAUACUUUCAAUCAUAAUUUUUAUUAAAUAUUUUAUAAGUACACCUUAAAU
This is a messenger RNA of Ascoidea rubescens DSM 1968, 1652 nucleotides long. It is a transcript of the gene SAL1, whose product is annotated as Ca(2+)-binding ATP:ADP antiporter SAL1. The record is from RefSeq and is a predicted model, not a curated record. Bases 70 to 1311 code for a protein of 413 amino acids. The transcript has a single exon. Gene Ontology annotation, biological process: transmembrane transport. Gene Ontology annotation, molecular function: calcium ion binding; ATP transmembrane transporter activity. NCBI's taxonomy places the organism in Eukaryota, Fungi, Ascomycota, Saccharomycetes, Ascoideales, Ascoideaceae.